Staurois parvus is the source of this 410-nucleotide messenger RNA. The record is from the annotation of a GenBank genome assembly. Lineage: Eukaryota; Metazoa; Chordata; Amphibia; Anura; Ranidae.
CAUGUCUCUGGGGCCAGAGUGGGUGUGGACGAGAGGAAAUGGCUCCUAUGCGGAUCUGGCACCAGGGCCACAUUGACACUGCCAGAGUGUCAUCCAUCAGUGCCCAGAAGUGUCACCCAUCAGUGCCCAGCAGUGUCACCUGUCAGUGCUGCCCAGCAGUGCCACCUGUCAGUGCUGCCCAGCAGUACCACCUGUCAGUGCCCAGCAGUGUCGUCCAUCAGUGCCACCCAUCAAUGAUGCCCAGUAGUGCCGCCGAUCAGUGCCGUCUGUCAGUGCCUCCAGUUGGUGCUAUCAGUCAGUGCUGCUUAUCAGUGCCCAUCAUUGCCACCUCAUCAGUGCUACCUAUCUGUGACGCCUCAUCAAUGCCCAUCAGUGCUGCCUAUUAGUGCAGCCUCACCAACGCACAUCAA